AUGGCCCAGCCGUCGGUUUAUAGUACCGCUUUCUCAUGCAAGCCUUUGGCGAAAUCGACCAGCGAAGGCCAACCCGAAGCGCCCGAACAAGAGAUUGAGUUGGAAGGAAAUCCCUUUGUCUUUUCAGGUCUCGUCACGGCGUCGUGGUAUGCGCCGUCCGAGGCGUCCACCUCGUCGACGGAACCCACGCCGAUCAACGUUGACCUCGUCGCCUCGUCAGAUUCGUCCGUCGCUUCGACGUUUUCCAGCUCCGGCGACUCUGCCGCUGCCGUCGCUAAAUCCGCGAAACCUGCGCCGCCUCUAGUCCAUGCACCUCCCGCUCCCCGCGCCGCUGCUACACGCAUUGCCCCGCGCGCGUGCCGUCGGCCGCUCGUGCUGAGCGCAUACGACGGUGUGCUGGACCCCGAGCUGUUCGAGACAACCGGCGAGUUGGGGCGUGGCGGGUUUGGCACGGUGGUGGCGAUACGGCGAGUGGAGAGCGGCGAGGUGGUGGCGGUGAAGCGCGUGGAGCGAAAGCAGCUGGUGGCGGCGUCGAACGAGGCGAUGCUUUCGGCGUCGCUGAGCGAGUGCCCGGGCGUGCUGGGCGUGCGCGAGGUGCAUCUGGGCGAGCAGCACGCGUACAUGCUCUCCGAUCUGUGCUCUGGUGGCGACCUCCGCGCCCUCAUGCAGCGACGCAAAGCUGCCGCAAGCAACGGCGCGGGGGACGCGGGGAGAGGCAACGGGAGGCGGUGGUGGGGGAAGGCGAGCGGGGAAGGCGGGCGGGGAGGGGGAAUGGCGGAGGCGGAGGCGCUGGAAGUGCUGAAGCACGUGGGCGACGCCGUGGCGUUCUGCCACGAGCGAGGCGUGGUGCACUGCGACGUCAAGCCCGAUAACAUCCUCCUCGCCACUCCCACGCCCCUCUCCGCGCCCCUCACCGUCCCCCUGCCUUUCUCCUCCGCUGCUGCUCCUGCUGCGCCUGCGCGCGCCCCUCCCGCUGCCCUCGGCCUGUCCGCGCCCGUCUCCUCCGCGCGCACCUCCCCCCGCCUGGCCGCGGGGGCAGUGCGGCUGGCGGACUUUGGGUUGGCGCAGGUGGUGGCGGAGGGGCAGCGCGGGUGCAGCACUCCCGCAGGCACGCCCGGGUACAUGGCGCCUGAGGUCGAGGCCCUCUGCCGCCCUCGCUGCCCGCCCGCCCCGGGCGCCGCCAAGCACGCUAGAAAAGCAGCGGGGGGAGCAGAGGCAGGAAACUCAGAGGCAGCGGGGUAUGGGCGCGCAGCUGACGUGUGGUCGCUGGGGGUGACGCUUUACGAGAUGAUCGCAGGCGAGCGGCCUUACUCAGGGGAGGCGCCUCAGCAGGGCGAGUGGCGGGCGCGUGUGGAGGGCGCUGCGUGGGAGGGCGUGUCGGAGGAGUGCCGCGCGCUGGUGAGCGGCAUGCUGAGAGUGCGCGCGGAGGAGAGGCUCACCAUGGCGCACGUGUGCCACCACCCCGCCAUGAUCCGCGCCCUCGGGGGCAGCGGGGGGAGCAGCAAGGGGAAGAGCAGGAGUGGGAGGUGGUGGUGA
This is a messenger RNA of Closterium sp. NIES-65, 1536 nucleotides long. NCBI's taxonomy places the organism in Eukaryota, Viridiplantae, Streptophyta, Zygnematophyceae, Desmidiales, Closteriaceae. The record is from the annotation of a GenBank genome assembly.